AUGACCUUUGGUGAUAUUCACAAUGUCCACUUGACUGGUCCUGGGGGCAUAGGGCGAGCAAUCGCGAUUUGCAACCUUGAAAUCGACCCAAAUCUGCGACCUUUUUCGACUCAGGAUCUGCCACUUGACCGCAGACUUCUCGAUGCCUCCGUGGCCAAGGCUAUGUCUGCAAUUGAUUCUCGAUUUGAAAUGGCGAGGUCCACAGCCGCAGGUUCAAUACAAGCACUGGAGAUGGAACCAAGUUUCUCGAUAACCUCCUCUCCCCCUGAUUCUAAGACGCUGACGCCUUCCAGCAAUGAUGAUAUGACCUUCGAGGAGCUUAUUCAAAAGUACAGCAAUCGCGCAGCCCAAGUUAAAAAGGCAAACCAUUCAGCGCCUCAGACAGUGGAGCAAUUGCAGGGCGCCGGGAGACCGCAGCCUCCUCAAACUCCUCCAGCCACGGCAUCGAAUCCGGUCCUCCAAAGUCCAUCUGAAGUUGAGGAAGGAGAAGUCGUUGAUGAUUUCAAUAUCGAGCUUGAUCACGAUACUCUGAACUCUCCGGAGGAGGCAAUCAAGGUCACGGAUGCUCCUGAUGCACCCAAUGAAAAAGCUGCCGCAAGCUCGGAUAGUCCCUAUUAUGGUCAUAUCUUGUCAGAAGACACCAGCGAGUACAACGGCCAAGUGACGAGUCUUUUGAAUGAUGUUGUCUUCAACAAUCUCUAUCAUGGGCUGCAGGCUUCGAAAACGCUUCUUACCAAAGCUGACACAGUACACGACCGCAAGAAUAAGACUGGAGAUGUUCAAAACCUGAUUCAGGCCUGCAUUGAUCACUUACGAAAGCGUCAACUCGCUGUAUUGAGUCUUGGGAUCAGAGCAGUACUUGACAUGACUUCUGAGCAACAGCAGAACUGGAAAAAAGAGGGUAAACUUUUCCUGGAGCUCGUGACUGAAAAGAGGCAUUACGAGCAAGAGAGUGCAAUUCGAGCAGCAGUCUCACCUCCCAAGUCAGAAGCCUUGCCUUCUGAUAAUACGGCUUUCACAGCGCAGAGGGCUAAAGCAGCAGUUUCUGAAAGACCUCAACCGUUAGAUAGACAGGGUCGUACACCAGCUAAAGUACCUCUAGGCCCUGCCGCUUGGGUUCGCGCAAAGACCGCCUCUAAACCUAUGCUUGCACCUGCCUUUACUUCCCAAAAGAAAUCCGACUCUGCAGCUCGCAUCCCCCGCCCCAGCCGGAACUCGGAAUCUUUCCAAUCUAGAAACUCUGCUGAAAUAAAUUCUCCUCCAAAGGGUCAGACAUUUUCUUCGCCUUCGAAAUUUAACGCUGGGCAACCGCCCACCGCAAAAAGCUUCAUCUCUUCCCGCUUGACAAGUUUGAAGACUUCUUUACGCCCUCAAAGUAAAUUCAGCAUUGUUCCUAACGUCCAGAAAAGUCCUAUUACCUUCCUACGAAAGCCUCGCCACCGCUGGCUGAAAAAGCAUGGUCUCAUGCUCAAGAAGAUAGCUGAAAAGGGGCGUAAAAUCAUUCACCGCUCUGCAAGUCAAAUCCAGCAGCCCAUUGAAUUUAAAGAGAACUCUGAUCCUCGCCGUGGCCCGAAUAACAAUCAACUUGAUCCAGAGUACGAAUUCGUACAGAAUCGGACCAGCUCAGUACAUCCACCAGCUAAUCAUGAUCCUCUUUCUACCUAUGAUCGUCUUCAUCAACCGUACACCCCAAAACAAAGCCGAUAUGCUGACAUCGAGGACGAUCCCAGCUACAAUCCCGAGUAUGAUUAUGAUUAUGAUUAUGAACCCCCUCGUACAAGAAGACUGGCAGUACGCCAUGAGACUCCGUCCUCCAGAAACAUCUACGGCAACGCCAUGACUUCACGUCAGCCACUUUAUCAGGAUGAAUUUAUUUACGAUAGUCGUCACAGUCCGUAUCCCCGUGGCAGCAACGCUAUUCUGCGCGGUGUAGACGCUGUCUCUCGCCGGGAAAAUGACAUGAUCGAAAUCGAUAAUUAUAAGCUACAGACUCGAAAACCACAUGUCGGCCCCGCACGGCGCAUCCAGCACAGCCGCGAGAAUUUUCACACUGACAUUCCCAAUCGCAGAAAUUCGCUCUCUGCGCGUCCCUUUCGUCGUCCUGUCGCAAUUGGCCGUGAGGAAAAACACGAGUCUCCACUACAGUCAAUGCAUGGACCUCCGAAAGAUGACAAGCGCAAAGAGCUUAGGUUCAGAGCUGGAGGAGAUUACUACAGACCCACUUACAGACACCCGUACUAGAAGCUUUUUUUUUUCUUUGUUUUUUAUCUUUUUUUUAAAAAAAACAAAAAAUUGAGUUGAGUUGAGUUGAGUUGGACGUCAAUACAGCAUUCUGUCGACGAUUCCGCAGCCU
Messenger RNA from Xylona heveae TC161, 2353 nucleotides. RefSeq lists its product as hypothetical. NCBI's taxonomy places the organism in Eukaryota, Fungi, Ascomycota, Xylonomycetes, Xylonales, Xylonaceae. The record is from RefSeq and is a predicted model, not a curated record. The transcript has 2 exons. The coding region runs from base 1 to 2241 and encodes 746 amino acids.